AGUCUAGUAGGUCGUAGCUUCACUUGAUCACACGCUUUCUUGUUCCUGCGCCUUGAAUUCGGUUUCCCUUGAUCGUUUUAAAUAUGAAUCUUUGUUUGGAUCUAUUGAACACGUGAAAUCAUCCUUGUUUCUGAAAUCCCUUUCAAAUUUAACCAACUCCGUCUCCUAUCCUAUCAUCAUCAUCACCCAAAACACCUUGAAUGAAGAACAUGAGCUCUAUCACACCUAAGUUGUCUUCUAAAUCUCAAACCCAACGACCUGCUCUUGCUUGUCUCAAUAUUCCAAAUCAUCCGUACAAGAACGAGGAGACAGAUUCUUCAAGGUUCAUAAACUCUCUAGAAAGUUUACACGGUAUCUCAAUACUUCAACCAAACCCACCAUCUCGCAGGCCGAUGUUAUAUUUAUUUCCACGAGGUGAUCCUGAAGCACCAUUCGUACCACUUUCUACUAGACUUACCUUUAAGAUUCCUGUCAAGCAAGUUGGAGAGAGUGACUCAGAUUCAUCAAGUAUGUAUCCUAGUACGGAGGAGGAGGAGGAAGAAGAUGAUGAUGAAAAAAACAUGGGUGGAUUAGAUUUUAAAGAAUCCACUAAACUUUUAGAUUCUUCAGCUAUUCAGACUUCAAAAAUAAAAGGUAUAUUGAAAAACUCAAAACAUACCCCUAGACUCACAACAAGCCCAUCCAGUCCCGCUUCUUCACUGGAUUCAAGCUCUGCUAUCUUAUCUCCCGAAUCUAUGAUCAGCGUUCCAAAAGUCAGAAUAGUAGAACCCCUCGACGUAUUAGGAGAGUUAAAUGAACUAAGAAAAUCGUUAAUGUAUGAAUACGAAGGUAAACCGACACUCGCAAAAAAGAUUGAUAAACCUUUACCAGCUUCUCCAAAGCUUGGUUUGAAGAAAGGUGUGACGGUCAAAUUAGUCGUUAAAGCUUAUCAACGUACACCUCCGGCCACUAGUUCAAAAGCUAGGAUCAGAUGGAUCUCAUCUCGUGGUCUUGCUCUUAAAUCUAUUGAUGACUCUCGCUCUGUCAAACUUCAAUCCGAUCAUGCUGAGCUUGACUCAUCCGAACAUCUCACUUAAUCCGACUUCUUCAAAAAAUGUGUCUCGGAUGACCAAGCAGGAAAAAAUUUCAAGAAACUUUUCUUCCAACAAUCCUUUUGUACUUAUCCCAAAAAAAUCAAAAAUUAAAUUUCUUCAAUCUUAUCUUUCUCAUCUAUGUACAUUCAUUUGGUUUCCAAUACUUUUUUCUCACACCUUUCGGAUCAAGGUUGAUCCUUUGUAUUUUUAUAAGUUCAAGCCGUUUUCAAAACCCUAUUCCAUCUUACUGGAUCAACAUCAAAAUGAUUACGAAUGAUUAUCUUAUCAUUGAGUCUAUAAAUCGCACGACCGGAAACCAACUUUGCAAAAAAGAAUGAUCAGAAAUGAUCAUGGAGAGUAGUUCAUGAUUUACUUGUUAUUUCUUUCACAAAACUUAAGAUGAUAUUGUGUAGCCUGGAUGACAUAAGCUUUGGGCGUCAAAAGAAAACUCUCAUCAGAUGUUGGUAUUAUGCUUCAUUGUCUUGUCUGGAAAUUUGUGUUAUCAUAAAUAGUGGUCACCAUUUUCCUGUUGUUUGUCAAAAACUUGCUCGAAGCUCAGGAGAGGUAUGUUAAGAAUUGUGAAAUAUGAUUUCAAGCGUGUCACUGUC
Messenger RNA from Melampsora larici-populina 98AG31, 1681 nucleotides. RefSeq lists its product as uncharacterized. The transcript is spliced from 2 exons. The coding region runs from base 201 to 1076 and encodes 291 amino acids. Lineage: Eukaryota; Fungi; Basidiomycota; Pucciniomycetes; Pucciniales; Melampsoraceae. The record is from RefSeq and is a predicted model, not a curated record.